Messenger RNA from Prunus armeniaca (apricot), 2253 nucleotides. NCBI's taxonomy places the organism in Eukaryota, Viridiplantae, Streptophyta, Magnoliopsida, Rosales, Rosaceae. The record is from the annotation of a GenBank genome assembly.
AUGGCAGCCUCACCUCAACCCGUCUCUGAAAACCCGAUUGAUUUUCGUGCCCCACCGCCUUCUCCCAUCGCCUCAGGCCGCAGAUCAUUAGUCACAAACGAUGAAGUCCUCACCGAAUACCUCGAGCACUCCCUCCAAGUCCCUGACCUCAUUUUGCCAGACAAGUUCUUCCCUAAACAAAAUUCACUUGAAAAUCCCCCCACCAUUGAUUUGUUAGCAUUGAAUCUGGAUGAGUUUGAUGCUAGUCUUUGCAAGGUUGUGGAGUCCAUAGCAAGAAACGGGUGUUUUCAGCUGGUGAACCAUGGAAUUUCAAGUGAGCUUGUGAGCUCUGUGCAGGCUGCAGCCACCGGAAUCUUCCAGGUACCGCCGGAGAAGAGGGCGGAGAUAACCCGGUUACCGGAGAAGCCAUACGGGUUCGAGGAGGUUCAUGGUGAGGAGGUUGGCAGUGAACUGAGUGAAGAGUUUGUUUGGUGUAGAGACCAAGGUUUGAAGUUGACAAUGGAGAGACUUGCACCAAUUGGAUAUUCAAAUUUCAGUGAGAAACUGGAGACCCUAAUGACAGAUAUUGAGAAGGUUUCUGGGAAAAUCCUACCAAGCUUAUGGAAAAAUUCUCAAACAAAAUUUGUUUAUGGAAAUGAUGAUAUGGUGCAAGGGAAAGAACUUGGGACAGUCUGUUGCCUGUACAAGCACAGCCAAAAUGUUUUAGAAGAUGAAUGGGACAGCUCUUUAAGAUAUGAUGUGAUUAAGAUGUUGAUUAGAGGAACUGAUUAUUCUCAUGCCUUGUGUUUGCAUCUUUGUGAUGGUUCUUCAGAGUUCCAUGUUUACUCCAAGAAAGGUUGGGUUUCUUUUACCCCAGACAAAAAUGCUCUAGUAGUCACCACUGGGGAUCAAAUACAGGCAUGGAGUGGUGGCCAGUACAAGCAUGUGAUAGGAAGGCCAAUCUUUAAAGGUGAGGAGGACUGCAUCUCAAUGGCUUUUCUCUAUUCUCCUCCAACCUUUAUUUCAAACUCCCAAAGCAACAAGGAAAAGACUAUAUCACUUGAGGGUAUCGACUUUGGUACCUUGUUAAGAAUCUAUGAAGCAAGCAACAAGGAAGAAUGCCUUUAUAAAAGUGAAAACUUUGAGACAAUCCAAGAGAGCUUCGAGGUGCACGUGAAGGCUCAAAGGAGUCUGUGCCUACCAGUCUGCUCGGCCGUGAAACCGUCGAGCCUUGACUGCUUUCAAUUGGCCACUGGAUCAAAGAGCCGAAGACAUCGUAGCAGCAGUGAACCCAGACUUCUUUCAAAACCUCCCUUGGGAGUUGAGUUGAGACUUACACACAAAAACCCAGAGAAAAAGGUGACUGGCAUCACUCUCAUCUCACUCUCAUUUUACAUCAUAUUGGAAUUUAAAAUCUCCAAUUCGACAGAGAUGGACAUGGAACUUUUUCGUACAAGAAAAAGAGAACCAAUGAAUUCUCUAUCUGUAUUCACUCAUUCUGAGAUUAUGGAAAUGGAAAAUUUAAUUAAGCACCCCCAACAACAGUCGCUUAGUCAGAAGUUUUUCCAAGAUCUUGCAACGAGUUUCAGUUGCACUCCAAUCCGUGCUGGAAAACCUGAUAUAACUUGGGAACAGGUUCAAAGUUGGUUCCAGAACAAACAAAAAGAGUUGCAAGCCAACAGCAAUUCCUCACCUACUGCGCUCGAGUUAUUUGUUGAUCUUUCAGAUUCAAAUGUUUCAAGCAAUGCAACUGAAAACUCUCAGAAGCCAAAAGGUAAAUGGAUCACAGAACUCCACGAGUUAGCAUUUGAAGCACGAUCAGCAAAAGACGAUGCAUGGUAUGAUGUUGCUUCAUUCCUCUCUUACAGAGUUGUUAAUUCAGGAGAACUUGAAGUUCGGGUGCGAUAUUCUGGCUUCGGUAGGGAGGAUGAUGAGUGGGUGAAUGUGACAAGAGCAGUGCGUGAGCGGUCUAUUCCUUUAGAAGCCUCUGAGUGUCAUAAGGUGAAGGUUGGGGACCUAGUGCUAAGCUUCCAGGAAAGGGAACAUCAAGCUGUCUACUGUGAUGCCCAUGUUGUGGAUAUCCAAAGGGGGCUACACGACGUAACAGGCUGCAAGUGCAUCUUUGUUGUUCGAUUUGACCAUGAUAACACCGAGGAAGAAAUUCAGCUGGGGAGGUUAUGUAUCAGGCCUGCACAAAACACUUCAGCUGUUACUAAUACCCAGCAACACGACCUAUUUAGAAAUAAAGACAUGAAAUUCUCUUUUCUUUAUUGA